This is a messenger RNA of Scaptodrosophila lebanonensis, 2575 nucleotides long. It is a transcript of the gene bgm, whose product is annotated as very long-chain-fatty-acid--CoA ligase bubblegum. Gene Ontology annotation, molecular function: long-chain fatty acid-CoA ligase activity. Bases 138 to 2138 code for a protein of 666 amino acids. The transcript has 6 exons. The record is from RefSeq and is a predicted model, not a curated record. Gene Ontology annotation, cellular component: endoplasmic reticulum; membrane. Lineage: Eukaryota; Metazoa; Arthropoda; Insecta; Diptera; Drosophilidae.
GCUGCGUGCGGUCGUGCCUGUUACGAGAAUUCGAGUGAUUUGCGUCGUGUGUUUUGCCAAAUAAUUAUUAAAUUAAAAGCACUUUAAACGCUUUCAUUGCAUUCAUUUACCAUAAAUUAUCUUGAUUGCAACUCGAAAUGUCGACGAGCGAAGCGCUGUACAAUCGUCCCGGCCCCAAUCGCCUACGGCCAUCCGAUGUCUAUCGUACCGUAGAUCCCACACAGGCGGUGAAAAUCCGUAUGCAAAAGGAGGGACUGGGGGCUGAGGAGCCCAUCUCUAUACCCGGUCUGCUGAAACGCACGGUUAACAACUACCCCGACUACCCGGCGCUGCGCACCAAGAAUGGCAAAAAUGGUUACCACACAGUUACCUUCAGACAAUAUGAGCAAAAAGUGCAUCAGACUGCAAAGGCUUUCAUCAAACUGGGCCUCGAGGAGCACCAUUCGGUGGGCGUGCUGGCCUUUAACUGUGCCGAAUGGUUUUACUCGGCGAUGGGCGCUAUUCACGCACGGGGCAUUAUUGCUGGCAUAUAUACCACAAAUUCGGCUGAUGCUGUGCUGCAUGUGCUGGAGAACUCAAAGGCCCAAAUUGUGGUGGUUGACGAUGCCAAGCAGAUGGACAAAAUACAUUCCAUUAAGGAUAAGCUGCCCCUCCUGAAGGCAGUCAUUCAAACACAGGAGCCCUAUGCCCCCUAUGUAAUGAAAGAGGAUGGCUACUAUAGGUGGUCCGAAAUCGAGGCGAUGAAUGUGAGUGAUGUGGAGGAUGAGUUCAAGCGUCGCCUGGAGAAUAUUGCCAUCAAUGAGUGCUGCUGCCUGGUCUAUACCUCCGGCACAGUGGGCAUGCCCAAGGGCGUGAUGCUGAGUCACGAUAAUAUUGCCUUCGAUACGCGCGCCAUCGUCAAAUCGUUGGAGCGCGUGGUGGCUGGCUCUGAGGCGAUUGUCUCCUAUCUACCGUUGUCGCACGUCGCCGCCCAGACAGUGGACAUCUAUACGGCAGCAUCGAUAGCCUGCUGCAUCUGGUUUGCCGACAAGGAUGCACUCAAGGGCACGCUCGUGAAGUCGCUGCAGGAUGCCCGUCCCACACGCUUCAUGGGUGUGCCGCGUGUCUAUGAAAAGUUCCAGGAGCGAAUGGUGGCCGUGGCUGCAUCGAGCGGCAGCAUGAAGAAAAUGCUAGCCAGCUGGGCCAAAGGCAUCACACUCAAACAUUAUAUGGAGAGUCAAGGAAAGGGCAACGGGGGCCUGCGCUACAAGAUUGCCAAAUCCCUCAUCAUGUCCAAGGUGAAGGAGGCUCUUGGCUUCGAUCGUGCCAUUACCUUGGUAAGCGCUGCCGCUCCCAUGUCGCCGGAAACAAAGAAAUACUUCCUCAGUCUGGACCUGAAGAUUCUGGAUGCCUUCGGCAUGUCGGAGACGGGCGGCUGCCACACGAUUGUGCUGCCCGACUUCAUGCAAUUGAACUCUAUUGGCAAGACCCUGUCCGGCUGCGAGUCGAAGAUCAUUAACAAGGAUAGCAACGGACAUGGGGAGCUGUGCAUACGAGGUCGUCACGUGUUCAUGGGCUACAUCGACAACAAGGAGAAGACCGAAGAGUCGCUGGACGAUGAUUGCUGGCUGCAUUCCGGAGACGUGGGCUACAUCGAUGACAAGGGCUACGUGUACUUGACGGGCCGCUCCAAGGAGAUCAUCAUCACAGCUGGCGGUGAGAACAUUCCGCCCGUGCACAUUGAGAACAUGAUUAAGAAGGAGCUGGACGGUAUUUCCAAUGCCUUCCUGGUGGGCGAGCAGCGCAAAUACUUGACAGUGCUGGUGUCCAUUAAGACGGAAAUGGACAAGGAAACUGGAGCACCGCUAGACGAGCUGACACACGAAUCAUCGCAGUGGAUGAAGUCGCUGGGCGUGGAGCACAAAACGCUCUCUGACAUCCUGAACGCCGGUCCCUGCCCCAAGGUCUGGAAAUCAAUUGAGGAUGGCAUCAAGCGUGCGAACAAGAACUCCAUUUCGAAUGCCCAAAAGGUCCAGAAAUUCGCCAUCCUGCCGCACGACUUCUCCAUUCCCACCGGCGAACUGGGCCCCACCCUAAAGGUCAAACGUAAUGUGGUCGCCAAGCAGUAUACGGAUAUGAUUGAGAAGCUGUACGCCUAAGCUCUGGUGGGAUCCUGCCUUAAAGCUAAACCAAACCAAAUGUUUAUGGCCCAGAAGAGAGCUACUGAAGAGACCCUUGAAUUAAGCUUUAAUACUGAAUUAUGAAUUUAACGGACUCUGAAGCCAUGUUGAGUGCCAAGUUAAUAUUAUUAUAAGGGGUGUAUACCAAUGUUAUCUGUUCGAUAUGUAUACCCCCAUUAGAUGAAGUAGUGUGAUUGAUGUUUGUGGCCAAUUAAAGACGGCGAGUGAAGGAAUCGUAACCUAGGACCAUACUUACUAUCAAGCGUACACUAAUAUGUGUAUACAUUUAGAAAUACUUAAUAUUCUAUACUUUUAGGUGAUAAGUUUUCUUCGUGUUACUACUUACUGAAAUAUUGAGAAAAUGCAUAUACUUUUUCAAAUUUGAAACGAAAAUAGACCAUCAUUUGGAACUAAAA